UCGGUUAUCAGUUAGAAAAAUCCCCGCGCGAGUUGUUCACAGCUUAGGAGCAAAGCUAUGCCCGCCUUAUCGUAACAUACGAAGGAGACCGAUAUUCUCAAAGCACACCCUAAAGGCCAUACUUCACAGCCAUCAUCCUUCAUCGCUCACACUCCUUCGUCACAGUCACAGAGCUACUCGUCACCACCACCACCACCAGCCAUGGAUCCCAACCCUGGAAGCUUCCCUCUUCUCUCCUCCUUCAUAUCCCGUCUCCCUCCUCUCGCUCCCACUGCCUCUUCCAAUCCUGAGCCCUACGAUAUCGAACAGCCCCGCCUCCCUUCACCCUCCGAUCCCUCUUCCUCGUCCUCUUCUGGUAUAAAAAAUCCUGAACUUGUUGCCCAGAUGCCCCGCAUCACUGACCCAAAACUGUUGGCUUCCAUUACCCGUACCAUCUACGACGUCGCUCAGACCCGAUCCAUGCUCAAGGUCCUCGGCGACCGACCGGACCAUGAAACCGUCGACAAUGCCAAGGCCAAGCUCGCUGAUUUGGACGCUCAUUUGUCCAGACAGCUCGAGGAGAUCGUGCUCUCGCCUAGGCCUCCUCACCUCGACACCAAUCAAUGGCGGAGUCAGCAGGCCGAGAAAGAGAAGGAGUGCAGGAAAUUAGCAGAGGAUGAGAAGCGAGUGUAUAAAGCAGUGAUACAAUUGGAUGAGAUGCACGAUGCGUAUGAGAAGUUGCUCAAGGACGCGGAGAAAAGAUUGGAAGCGAUUUACAAUUCCGCCGACGGAAUACCAGAUCCCGAGGAAGACAAGACGGAGACAGAGGAGGUCAACGAAGAGGUGGUUGGGAUUCUGCAGAAGGCCUAUGGACAGGGGAUAGAGCGAAUUGAUCUUUCGAAUCGCGGCCUGAGGUUGCUUCCCGAGGCCUUUUGGCGGAUUUCGGGGUUGGUGGCGCUUGAUGUUUCCACCAACCAGCUGACGUCGAUUCCUGACGCGGUAGCCGGAUUGCAAAAUCUUGAGGAGCUUAACUUAUCUGCAAAUCAUUUGGAGUCACUUCCGGAUUCAAUUGGCUUGCUACAGAAGCUGAAAAUCCUAAAUGUCUCCGGAAACAAACUGACCGCCCUUCCUGACUCCAUCUCCCAUUGCAGGUCAUUAGUGGAGUUGGAUGCUAGCUUCAACAGUCUGAGGUAUUUGCCUACAAAUAUUGGGUAUGAAUUACAGAACUUAAAGAAGCUGUUGAUUAAUCUGAACAAGCUUCGGUCGCUUCCCUCAUCUGUUUGUGAGAUGAGAUCGUUGCGCUAUCUAGAUGCCCAUUUCAAUGAGCUGAAUGGACUUCCAAGCGCAUUCGGAAGAUUGACUAACCUUGAGGUGCUGGACCUGAGCAGUAAUUUCGCGGACCUUCAAGAACUUCCUGCGACAUUUUGUGAUCUGAUUAAUCUCAUGGAGUUGGACCUCAGCAACAAUCAGAUCAGCGCGCUUCCAGAUACAUUUGGUCGCCUGGAAAAUCUGAGGAAACUCAACUUGGAGCAGAACCCUGUGGAAGUGCCACCAAAAGAGGUUGUGAGGCUAGGAGCUCAAGCCGUGAGGAAUUACAUGACAACGAGGUUGGUGAACAUACUAAACGAGGAAGAAAGAAACAGGGUGGCGAUGCAAGAACAGGCCCAGAUGGGGUGGUUAACGCGAAGCACCUCCUGGUUGAAGAGCGUCUCCGAGAACGUUGCAGAGUAUGUCACGUCGCCUAAGACUCCCAAACAGGCUUAUCUUAACGAGCAGCUAUAAAGCGAAGGUCCUAUAAGUUGGUCUCAUGACCCUUGCUUCCGAUUCCUGUCUGCCUGACGACAGAUAAUCUUUUCGGUCUUAAAUUAUAUUUUUGGAUGCUCUAAUUUAGGUGUAUUUUUCAAGGUGACAGUGCCAGAGUAAUCAUGGUAUUUUCGCAAUGUUAUUUACAUUUAUCCUUGCUGCAUUUUCACUGAUGUCAACUUCAUUUGGGGACUCCAACUAAUAAUUUCCUCCUAAGAUGGGGUCGAGUCGAUUGUGCAA
Molecule: messenger RNA, 2022 nt
Organism: Neltuma alba
Lineage: Eukaryota; Viridiplantae; Streptophyta; Magnoliopsida; Fabales; Fabaceae
Product: plant intracellular Ras-group-related LRR protein 9-like
Exons: 3
Coding region: 202-1761 (519 amino acids)
Cellular component (GO): cytoplasm
Molecular function (GO): protein binding
Source: RefSeq, a predicted model, not a curated record